Messenger RNA from Anopheles maculipalpis, 2245 nucleotides. RefSeq names its product GATA-binding factor 3-like. Gene Ontology annotation, biological process: positive regulation of transcription by RNA polymerase II; cell fate commitment; negative regulation of transcription by RNA polymerase II. NCBI's taxonomy places the organism in Eukaryota, Metazoa, Arthropoda, Insecta, Diptera, Culicidae. The transcript is spliced from 8 exons. The record is from RefSeq and is a predicted model, not a curated record. The coding region runs from base 33 to 2228 and encodes 731 amino acids. Gene Ontology annotation, molecular function: zinc ion binding; DNA-binding transcription factor activity, RNA polymerase II-specific; RNA polymerase II cis-regulatory region sequence-specific DNA binding.
GAUGUCAACGGGCACACGGUUUAAGGCUUGCGAUGGAAACGUCUAACGAGCCAAAGGAACAGGAACAGGCGCCCAGUUCGGAUGUGACUUCUAGCGUGCAUCAAACCGUUUCUCAUCAGCCGGUGAGCGUCUCGCAAUCCUCACACGUUCUCACCGAUGUACCGGUGGACGAGAUGAUCGUCAACUCGGAGUUACACCCGGGAUCGGAGAGGAGUUCGCCCGGUCAACAGACGGCUGUGAUCAUCAACCAGCACAAACAGCGAAUGAUCACUACGACAGGACAAAUUAGGGAGAUCGCAGAAGGACAGGAACCACCGAAUGAGUCAUCGGAUUACGAUACCGUGGAGUAUCAUCAAUCGGUUCAAUCGGCAGGUGGAGUUGAGCAGCAUGGGUACAGCUACGAGUCUGGCCAUGCCACUAGUCAGGAACAGGGUGUUGUAGUGAGCUCGGCUAGUGCCGCUUCAGCCCCAAGUGUACAAAUCGUCAAGCGGGAAAUGAUCGAAAAGGAGGCAGUAAUGGCAGCACAAGCAGCAGCAGCGGCAGCGAACAACCCACCAGAAACCACCAUCAUACCCGUCCAAACGCAGACGAUCUUUGUGGAGUACAAGAACGAUGGCGAGGAACCGGUGCGAUACGUGAACCGUUACGAAGACGUCAAGUAUCAUCCACAUUCGCGCUACAUCUAUCAGCAGCCGCCCGGAGGACUGGCGCUUCCCUCGACGCUACACUCGGGGUCGGGACAUCCGCACGUGUCGCACCAUCCCCAUCAUCACCAUCAUCAUCAUGCGCACCACGGACACGGGAUGAUCCCACCGGGACAUCAAACCCAUCACCACGUACAUCCACAGUCGGCCCAGGUACAGCAGACGAUUGAAGCGGUUUCUCAACACCCCUCGAGCGUGGCAGUGGCAUCUCAGUCUGGUACAACGAUCCAGGUUCAAGCGCAACCGCAUCAUCAAACAAUUCAGGUGUACGAAACGCACGAAGGCUCUGGUCCGGUCGGUGAGGUGCAGCAGGUAGCUGAAGGAACGGUUGAUGCGAAGACACACUACACCAAUCUGGAACCGGUGCAUACGCUUGCAUCACCCCAGAACUAUUACAUCACGUCCGAUGGCUAUACGACCGGGAACUACACUACGUUUCUACCGCAGAAGGAAACCAUCUACUACCAUUCGCCAAGCCCCAAUCCGGUACUGUACAAAGGAGACCCCACACUUACGUCAUCGUCAAUCAUUACCAAGCAGAUUCACUACACACCGCCGAUCCCGAACUCGCAGAACAUGUACGAAAAUGCCAGCGGGCACAGCAGUAGUUCACCGGGAGCGCAACAGAUUUAUCCCGGCUAUUGGAAUGGUGCCGGAGUCGAUUAUAAUACUAAUUUUACCGGAACAAUCGUGAUGGACAAUGCGGGCGGCAAUGUGGGAGAGUACGCGACAAACGGGCAGCACAGUUGGCAGAUUAGCUCCCUGAACGAAGCGUACGAUACACAGCUGGCAGCACCAUCGGAGCACCGCGAGUGCGUGAACUGUGGCAGCUCCGAUACACCGCUCUGGCGACGGGAUGUCGUCGGCCAUACGCUGUGCAAUGCGUGUGCACUGUACACGAGACAGAAUCCGGGCACGAACCGUCCACCGAAUCGUUCGCAGAAAGCCAAACAAGCAGUGAAAACACCUCCAGCCCAGGGCAACCGGCGUUCGGGUGUGACGUGUGCGAACUGUCAAACCACCACCACAACGCUGUGGCGCCGAAACAAUCAGGGCGAUCCGGUGUGCAAUGCGUGCGGUUUGUACUACAAACUGCACAGCGUUAAUCGUCCGAUCACGAUGAAGAAGGAUGGAAUCCAGACGCGAAAGCGCAAACCCAAAUCUAGUCCGCAGAUACAACCUAUGAACGGUCUUAAUACAGGGAAAUUGCUACCAUCGAUGAUACCGUCCCAGUAUCACUCGAUCUCGACCGAACCAAAGCUAUUGAACAGCAGCCAAUCGCAUCUAUCGACGUCACAGCCGAUGGAGCUGCACAAUUCGCCUGGCCAGGAUCCACGGUUUGUGGACAGUUCGCCCGGUGCGCCCGGUGGCGGUAAUUCGUCGCCACAUCUCGCUCCCGUUCCUAACAAUCUGGCACGUCACAUACCAAUAUCUGUACCAUCGAUGGAUGGGAAUCGAGGUGCGAAUGGAGAGAUUACCAGUGUCAUUACCAGCACAGCUGUGGCCGAGCGUUCUGGUAAUUAGCUUAAAAUCGAUUGUAG